This is a messenger RNA of Penaeus indicus, 2078 nucleotides long. RefSeq names its product zinc finger CCCH domain-containing protein 13-like. The transcript has 2 exons. NCBI's taxonomy places the organism in Eukaryota, Metazoa, Arthropoda, Malacostraca, Decapoda, Penaeidae. The record is from RefSeq and is a predicted model, not a curated record. The coding region runs from base 764 to 2053 and encodes 429 amino acids.
AGAAUUUGUGAAGGAGGUGAUGGCAGGUGAUGUUGAUGCAGAAAACUAAGAUCAUAUCAUGUGUCAUUCCUUUUAAUGUAUAAUACAGAAGAUAAGAACAUUCGAAAUGGUAGGUUUGAAUGAUCGUUGUUAGAACCGCAGUAGAGACCUCUGAAGCACCUCACUAUUCCAGCACCCUCAGGCAACGCUGCCACGUACUCAGGAGAAAGCCUACUUUAUUUUAGCCACAGUUUCUUCUUAAUGUAAUUUGAUCUUAUGCUAGUUUGUUGAAGUUCAUUUAUUUCAAUAGAUAUUAUUUGAAAGGAAGGUCAAAUGAUUUUUUUACCUCCUGGAAAUAACUUUAACAUUUAGUUUUAUAUUUCAUAUUCGUUCAAGCGUAUUUUGUUUGUUUGUUUUUUUCGUUUUUUUUCUCCCUUUUUUAGACAUUUAGUUGAACCGGACGUUGUAGGAAUUCUUAUUACUGAUUAUUGUAGCAUUUGAUUAAUGUUAUUCACGGAGUCUAGCUGGACCUCUGCUUUACUCGGGCCUGCUGGAACGCAUGCGCAAUGUUUGUUAGCUUCAGCUGAUCGUGACGUCAUUGCCACGUGUCCGUCAGUGUCGAGCGAUCUGUGGUGGUGAACAGACAACGCGUUGUUUAUAAUAUUAACUUAAAAUAUUCGAUGGAUUUUUAUGGCUAUUUUAGUAUUGUUCAAUCAAGAUUUUAUCAGAUACUGUGAUGCGUUCCGAUUAAAUAAUAAUAAAAAAAGGUGAAUCGCGAGUAAUCAUGGUCCAGCUGUCAGAGGACGGUGGCAUUCCGAGACCCUCUACGUCCACACACGACCGCAGUUUGAUGAUGCAACCAUCUCAGCUGACUGGAGACAACAGGCCUGGCGUGAACCAGCAUCACACUCACCUUGCAUCCGUGAGACCCAGCGUCACCUUACCCUCGGCUCAGGACCACCAUCGUGGAAUGGGCAGUUGUGGGAAUGGUGCUACUAGUAAUGGCAAUGUGGCAAGUGGUAGCAGCUGUGAAGUCAGUAGUACCCGAGAUGAAAUGGGAGGAGGAAUGCCAUUGUCAGUGGAUGGUACUUCUCAUUUUUCCUCUGAGUCUCGGCAAGCUGGGAAUGUUAAGUUGAGAAAUGAACACCCCUACUUGGAUCUUGGGAGACAGCCCCCACCUAGAGGCCGAUGGUCAUAUUACGAAGACCUGAGAGCAAGACAUGAGCAAGUGUUUCUUAGAGAUCCAAAAGAUGAAAGGCAUGAAAUCAAGAGAGAACCCAGAGAUUAUAGAGAUAGAAGAGAACUUGACAGAAGGGACUAUAGAAGCCACAGAGAUGACAAAAGAGACCUCGGAGACUACAGGGUUCGAAGAGACCUUGAGAGAAGGGACCUCAGAGAUUACAGGGAUCGAAGAGAUAACAGAAGAGAUUUCAGAGACGAAAGGAGGUAUGCCAGAGAUGAUAGGCUGGAUGUGAGGUGUGGCCGGCGAGAACUUAGAGGUGAGGGAGGGGAACCUCAAAGGGAUGCCAGAAGCCAAAGGGAGGACAGGGGGGAGGGGAGGGACAGCAGAGAAGUGGGGGAGAGCCACCACCAGGAAAGAAAACAUGAGGGUGAAAGAGCCUCAGUUGUUGAUGACCAUCAGGUAGGUGAUGGUCAGAAUAAUUUUUCGAAAGUGGAUUUUGGAUCUACACCAGUGAAAGCUGAAGUAUUCGAGUCAAAGGAAGCAGAUUCCAGAAGGAGCAAAGACUCCAAUGAUACUCGCGAGCGAACACCAGGGGCGGUACAUAACCGUGAUCGAGAACGAAACCAAGGAAUUGACCUUGGACGAGGGCGCAACCUUGGCAGGGAUCCUGAGCAUGAACCUCUGCGUCGGGAACCAGUGGGAGAGGAAACUGGCUACGAGUCUGACCACUCCCGUAUGUCCCGUACCACGGCGAUGACAGGCUACUCCACUUCUUCUCGAAGUUUUAACUGGAGGCCAAGGGCUGAUUCUGUAGCCUCUCAAGCCUCCGUUUUUUCUCACACGUCAGUCAGGCCUCCACUGACCUCAGGCAGAGGCACAAGGGGUAAGUAAUUUGCAACAUUGAUUGAUGAUCCAG